This is a messenger RNA of Lottia gigantea (owl limpet), 813 nucleotides long. RefSeq lists its product as hypothetical. The annotation marks the transcript as partial. Lineage: Eukaryota; Metazoa; Mollusca; Gastropoda; Lottiidae. The transcript has a single exon. The record is from RefSeq and is a predicted model, not a curated record.
UCACUAUACACCCAUAUCUGUAUCACUUUACACCCCUAUCUGUAUUACUUUACACUCAUAUCUGUAUCACUUUACACUCAUAUCUGUAUCACUUUACACCCAUAUUUGUAUCACUUUACACCCAUAUCUGUAUUACUUUACACUCAUAUCUUUAUCACUUUACACCCAUAUUUGUAUCACUUUACACCCAUAUCUGUAUUACUUUACACUCAUAUUUGUAUCACUUUACACCCAAAUCUGUUUCACUUUACACUCAUAUCUGUAUCACUUUACACUCAUAUCUGUAUCACUUUACACUCAUAUCUGUAUCAUUUUACACCUAUAUUUGUAUCACUUUACUUACACCUAUAUCUGUAUCACUUUACUUACACCCAUAUCUGUAUCACUUUACACUCAUAUCUGUAUCACUUUACACUCAUAUCUGUAUUACUUUACACCCAUAUAUGUAUCACUUUACACCCCUAUAUGUACUGUAUCAUUUUACACCCAUAUCUGUAUCACUUUACUUACACCCAUAUCUGUAUCACUUUACACUCAUAUCACUUAACACACAUUUCUGUAUCACUUUACACCCAUAGCUGUAUCACUUUACACUCAUAUCUGUAUUACUUUACACCCAUAUCUUUAUCACUUUACACCCAUAUCAGUAUCACUUUACACUCCUAUCUGUACUGUAUCAUUUUACAUCCAUAUCUGUAUCACUUUACACCCAAAUCUGUAUUACUUUACACUCAUAUCUGUAUCACUUUACACCCAUAUCUGUAUCACUUAAAACCCAUAUCUGUAUCACUUUACACCCAUAUCUGUAUCACU